This is a messenger RNA of Trametes versicolor FP-101664 SS1, 745 nucleotides long. RefSeq lists its product as uncharacterized. The transcript is spliced from 5 exons. The record is from RefSeq and is a predicted model, not a curated record. Bases 25 to 702 code for a protein of 225 amino acids. NCBI's taxonomy places the organism in Eukaryota, Fungi, Basidiomycota, Agaricomycetes, Polyporales, Polyporaceae.
AUCACCCCGUACAUCCUCUACGGGAUGGUCAACGCGAUGCUGUCCGUCAAAUCCGGGCAAGGACAACCGCUGGUGAAUCCCGGGGAUGGUCGAUGGCUCAUCGUGCAGCUGCCGUAUGGGCAAGCCCUGUCACCCACCUCUCAUGUCCCGGUACCCGCCGGGGAAUACGAGAUCAGCCUCCGUCAGCAGGGCUUGGAUUGCUACCCGCGGCCGGAGAUCCAGCAGCUCAAUUGGGACAAGGAGGACAAGACGAAACGCGAUCCUAACUUCGCAACUCUGAUCAGAAACACUUACGGGCAGUGCGUCGUCACUGGUACCCCGUACCGCGUCGACAUGCAUGCCGCGCACAUCUGUCCCGUCUCCACGAACUUUAAGAUUUGGGACUGGCUGGCGCAGUACGCCUUCCACGAAGACGUGCAGAUGACGACGCAGUUCCUGCACAGCGCGUCCAACGGCGUGCUGCUCCGCGCGGACAUCCACACCGCCUUCGACGCGUACGCGAUCACCGUCAUACAAGAUCCCAAUGAGUGGUGGUCCUGGCAGGUCCUCGCCGUAGACCCAGCCUUCGCGGGCAACACGGGUAUGCCGUUCGCGAUCAACCGCCCGGCCGACGAUGGCGACCGCAAGAGGCUGGUGUGCUCGCUCCAGAUGCAUUUCAUCUACGCCACGCAGAAGUAUGCCGGUGCCUGGUUCCCUGUAUAAUUGUGGGAGGACUCGUGCGGCGGCGCUGUGUUAACUCGACGAC